CGCUACUUGUUUGAAUUGAUCUAGUAUCGGAGUUUAAAUUAAAGCUAGAAAUUCGAACUUAAUAAAACCGCGAAUAUUUGUUGCUUUCUAUUGAAUGAUACCGAUAGUUUGUGGUGUUUCAAUCACAAACUGUAAAAGUAAAACGAUUUCUAGUAGUUUUGCAUUUAUUUUAAACAUGGAUCUUAUCAAACAUUUGGAAGCUCUGAAACUUUUUGUUCAAGAGGACCCUAGUACCAGGGAGUCAAAUGUAGAUGAAUGUCUUGAUGUCAUUAUCCAAACAGUUACAUCUAAUUCUAAAGAAUCCAGUUCAAGGGCCUUUGUUGAGAAACUUCUUUAUGAAGGACUGGCUGAGUUAGUGAUUGAUCUUUUAAAACCACCUACAAAAUUAUCCUCAACUCAGACAACUAAGCUGAUAGAACUCAUUGCAGAAGUUGCAAAAUGCGAACAUGCCAGAAAAUCACUUUCUGAUCCAACCGUUGUUUCUACCUUAUUAGAGUUACUGUCUAGCAAAGACAACCAAGUUGUUCUACAGUCUUGUCGGGCACUAGGAAACAUUUGCUUUGACAAUGAUCUGGCUAGAGGUAUUGUGAAAGAUCAUAAGGGCGUGGAGAAACUAGUCCAUCUGUUAAAAAGUCUCUUAGAGAUGAAAGAGAUGCCACACAACUUGCGAGCUACUGCUUCAGGAUGUUUGCUAAACAUGACUGAGACUUGUGAUGAAACUCAAGAACAGGCUUUAAAAGCUGGAAUUACAGAUGUCUUGUUGCAGUACCUUUCCAGAUAUCACAGUGAUGAAGACCUUGCCAGCCACUGUCUUCUUGUCCUCAACUGUCUAGCUGAUUAUGAUACUGGCAGGGAAAUACUGGUUGAAAAGACUUCAUUAUCGUACUUGCUUGAAAUUUUGGAUAAGAAUUUAACAUCAGAAGUCUUGGAAACACUAUUAGAACUUUUCGGCAACUUACUUGAAAAUGAUAACGUGAAACUGCAGUUGGCAGAAUUAGGAUUCUGUCAACAACUUCUAGCACUGAUGAAGAAGUGCCAAGAUGGAGUUUACAAUGAAGAAAGUCAUAAUAUUCUUAAGACCUUGUGUGAUCUGAUUGUCUUGAUCUUAACAGGAGAUGACAGUAUGGAGAAACUGUAUGGUGGAAGAAUGUCAGAAGUUUACAAACAAACCAUGAAUUGGAUUUGUUCAGAUGAUGAAAAUCUUCAGAUUGGUGGAGCACUGGCUGCAGGAAACUUUGCCAGAAAAGAUGAACACUGUAUUCAGAUGGUUAAGGACCAUGUUCCAAAAGACUUAAUAGAACUCCUUAAGAAACACUGUGGAAAAGAUGGAGAUAUAAGACUUCAACAUGCUGUCCUCUCGGCUCUUAAAAAUCUGGCAAUUCCAAUGGAGAACAAGGCAGUAUUAGUAGAACUUGGUAUUGUAGACCACUUACUGAAGAUGGCUGAAGUGGAAACGUAUCCUGUAGUCUUUAAACUGCUUGGAACUCUUCGAAUGCUUGUGGAUAAACAAGAGAAUGUGGCCAACAGACUUGGAGUGGAUUCUACUUUUAUUCAGCAGCUUGUGAAAUGGGGUUACACUGAAGACCACCCUGGAGUGAAAGGAGAAGCAGUUCGACUACUGGCUUGGUUGGUGAAACAUUCGAGGUCCACCGUGGUGAUGCAACUAAUAAUCAAGGAAGGGGGUGUUCCCCAGUUUGUGAACAUGAUCCAGUCGGAACAUCAAAUAAUGCAGAAUGAAGCACUUUUGGCUCUCAUCAUAAUGGCUGACACCGUGUUAGGUGAGAUUACCAAGGAUUUCCAGAAAUCUGGUUUGAGUUCUGUGGUUAAUAUACAACUUCAACAAGAUGGACUUUCUUCAGAAACUCUCCAGAAUAUGUUAACCCUUAUUGCCUCUGUUGCUGCUACAGAGACAUUAAAACUAGAAUUCCAGGAGUUGGGAAUGAAAAGUGAACUGUCUCGUCUAAGUGAAAGCACUGAUAAGGAAGUGUGUGAAAGAGCCAAAGUUUGCCUCAACCUUCUUCAUUCUACUCCUUGACUUUUAAAACAGAUACAGUUAAUGAUAAACAUGGGAAAAAGUCAAGAAAUAUGAAUCACUAAGUGAGAAUUUUGCACCUUAUGUUUGUCACUUGUACUAAAUAUAUAUACAUAUACAGUAUAUACACAUAAUCAGAAGUGAGAAAGUUUGUCAAUAAUGUAAAGUGAUCAGAACUGCUACUUAAUCACUAAGUGAAAAUUUUGCAUGUUAUGUUCGACACUUGUACUAAAUAUAUACAUACAUACAUAUAUAGUAGUAUAAUCAGAAGUGAGAAAGUUUGAAGAUAAUGUAAAGUGAACAGAAUUGCUACUUAAGUACGAUCGUUCUUUAUGUAUGGAAACACAUUUCCUAUCCAGACUUUUUAAAAAUACCUAGCACAGAAUUAUUUAUUCAUUUAAAACCUUUUGAGAAAUAGUUAAAUUUGUUUUAGAAUGUAGUCUUAGGUAUCUCCUUUUGAGAGCAGCAUAAAUUUUUUGUGUUAUGGAAAUUUUUAUCAAGCUGUUUCUUACUGUAAGGUAAUAAAACUUUUUUUUUAUGUGAUGACACUCGAAAAAAAAAGAAUGGGUAAAGCUGUCUUAUCACAUGUAUUUAAAACUUGAAAAAUAUAUUAUAAAGACCAUAUAUCUACAGUUUGAAACAAUAGCUGAUUCAGCAAACUACUGAUCAAAUCUGGACAAGAGAUUAAAUUUUUUUAUCUGUAAAUUUCUGCAUAAAAAUGGCCAUUGACAUCUUGUAACAAAGCCAUUUCUAAUUGAAACAUUUAUUAAACUAGAGUUAAAUAAUAGGGUGUAUGAAUAAGUGUAGCACAAGAGUAGCAAGGGUUAACAUAAUACACCAUCACAUAAAGGACAAUACCAUAUUCAUGGAAUGUGAAAUUAUAAAUCCUAAAUCUUUUUUUUUUCUUUCUUGUUUUCUUUUCCAACAAAUUUUGUUUCAAAUCAAAUUUGUGUACAGAAACAGAUUAUGCUCAUACAAUAAUAAAUUGAUAAUCAAAAAUUUAUACUCUUAAUAAAAGUUAUAUUAUGUAGAUUGUAGAGAAAAUACACGUUUGAAUACAAUAUUGACCUGUUGAAAUAUAUAUUGUGCAUUCUCUGCAUAAAAGAAUAUUCAUUAUGUCGAUAAAUCAUUCUUUGUCAAUUUACUAUUGUAUUAAAAUCACAAAUCAGUUCAACAGAGCAAGGAAUUUUAAGUGUGUAGAAUGUGAGAAAUAAUAGAACACACAAUACCUGCAUUUAGUUACAUUUUAGAAAUGGUAUUUUAAAUGUUAUAAAAUGUAUUGUUUAAAGAAUGAACAACAUUAUAUCUCAUUUGUUUCACCUAAGCUAUUUUUUUCAAAAAUGACUAAUUUUUGUCUUUUUUGCUUAAUUAUUAUUUCAUGGGUCUGCGUUGGGAAAGCUUAAAAUUUCUUUGUUCGGUUCCUCCAGUCAGUCUGUUUAACUCGAGCAUUGGAAGUUAACAAAAUCUCUGUUAAAAAAAAACUGUUUAUGCUAAUUAAGUAAACAGUUGUAUCUUUUCAGUGAUUUUUUAUUUCUGUUUUAUAAACAUUUACGGAUGUACAGAUUACUCUGCAUCAGUUCUACAUAAACAAAGGACAGAAAACUUAAUAUAUAUAUAUAUAUAUAUAUGUAAUUUUACAUUAUUAUAUCAAAUAGAUGCAAUGUAUGGAGCUGUACAUACACGGGCAUUAACUUAAAACCUUUUCUUUUAAACCUAAUGCAUAAAAAGUUUGUAAUUGUAGUUACAUUGUAUCAUUGCAGCUGAUAUCAUUUUAUUGAUAUAAGUAAAAAAAUACCCCAAUUUUUAUCAAACUAGAAAGAGUGCAAUCAAUUAAAAAAACAGUAUAUAAUUGUUUUGCUCCUGCUGUUUUUUUGUGCUAAUACUUUUAACAUCUGUGUGCUUGGAUAAAAAGGUGUUGUUAAUUAGAGUUACCCAGUAGUCUAAUGAAUAUGCUAUGAAGAUGUUUUUUAUAUUCUGGAUAUAAAAUGGAUAAGUUUGUUGCUUUUGUGUCUUUCACUGUUACUUUAACAAGAGUUAUUUUUUACAUCUUAUAUGUAAACAGUGUUGUAGUUUUCAUUCUUGGAAUUUCAAAGCAGCUCUUAAGAUAUUGUAUAUGAUAUACUUUUUAUUCAUGUUUUAAGGAGACGUUAUACAGAAGUAUGGUUUGAAGGUACACGAGAAAACCAGUUUAAUCUGGCCACAUUUCACAAAGUAAUUGCAUGUUGUAAUCACACCAAUUUCGUGAAUCCACUGUUAGUAAUUUUGGAUUAAAUAUCUGUAUGUAUGGUUUGUUUUAUUUUUUUCUUCGAAACAUUCCUUUGAUGGGGUUGUGCAAGAGUGAAAAGAUCAUAAAUAAUUUGUUUCCAAAUUUUUUCCCUGAAUUAAGUAUUCGUGGUGACUAAACUGAAAUGGACAGCAAUUGCCUGUUGUAAAAACACAAGUGUAGAGGAUGACGUUUCAAAAGUCUUUAGUCUUCAGGUCAAGACAGAAGACUUUCGAAACAUCAUUUCCUACACUUGUGUUUUUACAACAGGCAAUUGCUGUCCAUUUCAGUUUAGUCAUCAGUACAUUAUGCUUUUUAAAGUAAUUGUUAACAAGUUUAAGUGGUUUAUAAUAGGUCACACCUCACAUUUUAGUGUAUUGUAGAGACAGAGAUUAAAGGUGUUUUAUUGUAUGCAUUAUUGAUCUCAGUAUGAGCUCGACUGUGAAACCAAAGGAAUUUGCUUCCUUUGUACUUCAGUAGGUUUAAACAUUUUUGUGUGUAAUGAAAAAUUGUUUUAGACUUAUGCUAGAUGAGCUAUGGUUAUGGUGUUUUGUGCACUAUAACAAACUAUUUAUAUAAAGUUAUUUACCUAGAAAUUAGCUGCAUGUAAAGUCUUGAAGAUUAAAUUAUUUUGUACAUGGUAAAUUAGGAGUAUGUGAUGUAAAAAGCUUUAUUGGUUUUUGUAAUGUAGUGAUAUUGAAGCAUUAAGAAUAUUGUUAAACCUACAUACAUUUUUGCUCUAGAGGUUUUCUCAAGUUUAAAAUUUUUUGUUUACAAAAUAGUGUGAUGUGUUUGAGGAUAUUUUUACUUUUAAUAGCAUUUUAUCUUGGUAUGAGUGAAAUAGGCGAAAACCUGAAAUUUCUGUCCUUCAAAGACAGAUAAAUGACACAUAUUUACAAAAUGUUGAGUUAUUAUAAGAUGUUUCUGCUCAGCAUUUGAAUUGUAUGAGUGUGUGUGUGUGUGUGUAUUAAAGAUGAAGCAGUUACAGAAAAUUUGUAAAUUAAUAGUGUUUUAUUAAUAGCCUACAAGUGUUUACUAAGGAUCUUAAUUAAAGUACAACAUAAAUUAGUGGGAUAGAAUGAAAAAUACUUAUAUUGAAGGAUUACAGUACCAUGUCUAGAAUACUUGCGUAUUGCAAGAUCUAGUUUGUUGGUGCUAUUACACCAUGUAUCUUUAACUUUGGAUUUGUUUUAUUACAAUUAAAUAUUUUAAAACUGAGUAAAGAUAAAUGUAGGAAUGGUUUUCCAUUUAUUUCUGUAUUUAUUUUUAUAUAGUGUUUUGCAUAAAGCUAAUAAAAAAUAAUAGUACUUUAGUACUGUUUGAUAGAAGCUAAUACUGUUGAAUUGUAGACUUUUCAGAUUUUUUGGUAGUCAUGCUUAUCAACGUAGUGUAGGAUAUAACUACGACAGUAUAUAUAUAAUCCCUCAAGAGCUAAGACUAAUAUUUAACUUGCUUGAAUUUAGAAGUGACAUUCCAUAAUUUAGGGCAACUUUUAGAAGCCUUGGAAUCUCUUAGCAACUAGUAAAUGAGUGGGUUAUAUCAAUCGAAUAUGUAUUUGUAAUUGUUUAGAUUUUUGUCAGAAGUUAUAAUCUUAUUCAAUUAUUGUAACAUUGUAUAGCUUAAUUAAUAUUGUAAAAAUAUCAUUUCUCGCUUAAGAUUUUCUAUGCACCUCAGGAAAGUUAUUGAAUGUGAUAGAUUAAAUCAUGUUCUACUUCUGUGAUCUUAUUUCUAACUAUUUUUGUGUUUUGGAUAUUGCACGUUUUUUUGUUGUUUUUUUAACAGAUCUGUCAUUGUAUUAAAUUCAACAUUCUCUCAGUGUUUGUUUUUUAGAUGGUGUUAUGUGUAUUUAUUUCACUGAAUAAAGUGCAAUAUUUUUUUUGUUUGAA
Limulus polyphemus (Atlantic horseshoe crab) is the source of this 6181-nucleotide messenger RNA. RefSeq names its product rap1 GTPase-GDP dissociation stimulator 1-like. The coding region runs from base 95 to 2035 and encodes 646 amino acids. Gene Ontology annotation, biological process: positive regulation of GTPase activity. NCBI's taxonomy places the organism in Eukaryota, Metazoa, Arthropoda, Merostomata, Xiphosura, Limulidae. Gene Ontology annotation, cellular component: cytosol. The transcript has 15 exons. Gene Ontology annotation, molecular function: guanyl-nucleotide exchange factor activity; protein binding. The record is from RefSeq and is a predicted model, not a curated record.